CUUCAUCCACAUCUCUUGGCAGUUGGAACACCUACCACCAGAGAGACUAAAACAAAGAAAGAAAAAGGAGAAUUCAUAUUCCAAUACAGUGGCUAGUUAAUAUCUAAAUAUACCCUUGUCCCCCUUAGGGAGAAGAACUUGAGGCUUGAGAAUCGUCAAUUUAAUCAAACCUCAAGAACCGGAGAGCUGAAGCAUAGGUUAAUCAAGAAGAACAGUGUGGGAAAAGAAUGGUGGUUCUAAAAGAAGGGAGUAGACCACCGUGGGUGGGUCUUGGAGCGGCGGUUUGGGUUCAAAUCGCCGCCGGGAACGCUUACACUUUCCCUCUCUACUCUCCUUCUCUGAAAUCAGUGCUGGGUUUCAGUCAGCAGCAGCUCACCAUUCUUGGAGUGGCCAAUGAUAUUGGGGAAAAUGUGGGGAUUCUUCCAGGGAUAGCCUGCAAUAAGUUCCCUCCCUGGGCUGUGCUUCUUGUUGGCGCUGCUUGUGCUUUUCUGGGCUAUGGCGUUCUUUGGCUUGUUGUUAGCCAGACUGUUCAAUCCUUGCCUUACUGGCUUUUAUGGGUUGCGCUGUGUAUUGCUACGAAUAGUAGUGCGUGGCUUGGCACCGCCGUGCUUGUUACCAACAUGAGGAACUUUCCUCUUAGUCGGGGCACAGUUGCCGGGAUACUCAAAGGCUAUAUAGGUAUCAGUGCUCAAGCUCUCACCGAGGUAUUCACUAUGGUUCUUGAUGAUUCAGCUUCCAAGUUACUGCUAUUCCUUACAUUGGGAAUUCCCGGUUUAUGUUUGGGGAUGAUGUAUUUUAUUCGGCGUUGUACGCCCGCUUCUGGAGAGGAUUCUUCAGAGUAUGGCCAUUUUCUUUUCACGCAAGCUGCAAGUGUCAUUCUUUCCAUAUAUCUUCUCACGACGACAAUUUUGAAUGUCACAAUUUCUAUUAGUAGCUCUAUCUGCUACGUAUUUGUUGGGGUUAUGGUUAUUUUCUUGAUGUCUCCUCUUGCGAUUCCAUUAAAAAUGACGUUAUUCCCGAGGAAGCGUAAGCCAGAAGCAGAAGGCGAUUCCAGCCAAACCGCUCCUUUAUUAGUACCAUCUGCUUCAUCAUCGAACCUCGGUAGCUUUCGUGAGGGUGAGGAGAUGUCGGACGUGGAAUUUCUGCUUGCUGUGGGUGAGGGUGCUGUGAAAUUGAAACGAAAACCCAGGCGAGGAGAAGAUUUCAAAUUUCGUGAAGCUGUUGUGAAGGCCGAUUUCUGGCUCCUUUGGUUUGCAUACUUCCUCGGGGUUGGUUCGGGAGUUACUGUCCUUAACAACUUAGCACAAAUCGGAGUUUCGCUAGGCGUGAACGAUACAACAAUACUGCUGAGCUUGUUUAGCUUUUGCAAUUUCUUGGGCCGUCUUGGCGCUGGUGUAGUUUCAGAGCUUUUUGUGAGGUCACGAACAAUUCCUCGAACAUUUUGGAUGAUAGUAACCCAAAUCAUCAUGAUCAUAACAUUCCUCCUAUACGCAUCGGCGCUGCCCGGGACUCUGUACCCUGCAACAGCGCUGCUAGGGGUCUGCUUCGGCGUUCAAUUUGGCAUAAUGAUCCCGACUACUUCUGAGCUCUUCGGGUUGAGAAACUUUGGGGUAAUAUUCAACUUCAUGCAGCUCGGGAACCCCAUAGGCGCCCUCGUGUUCUCGGGUUCGCUUGCUGGUUAUGUAUACGACGCAGAGGCGGCCAGGCAACGGGUGGUUCAGUGUAUGGGUCCAAACUGCUUUAGGCUCACUUUCUUGAUUUUAGCUGGAGUUUGUGGUUUGGGAACUCUGUUGAGUAUAAUUCUGACCAUCAGAAUCAGACCAGUAUAUCAGAUGCUAUAUGCAGGAGGUUCUUUUCGUGUACAACAGACUUCUGGCCAUUGAUAAACUGAGCAGUAAUGUAAUGGUGAUUCUAUGAUUAAGUUAAGCCUAUUUUGUAGUAGCAUAUGUUUUGUGUAAUUCCAAGAACAGUCUAAACAGUAUCUCCAUAAUUUAAUGUCUAGACACUACACAUUUUAUCC
Ipomoea nil (Japanese morning glory) is the source of this 2020-nucleotide messenger RNA. Its product is annotated as protein NUCLEAR FUSION DEFECTIVE 4. Gene Ontology annotation, cellular component: membrane. The record is from RefSeq and is a predicted model, not a curated record. NCBI's taxonomy places the organism in Eukaryota, Viridiplantae, Streptophyta, Magnoliopsida, Solanales, Convolvulaceae. The transcript has 3 exons. Bases 228 to 1883 code for a protein of 551 amino acids.